AUGGCAAAUGAGUACGAGCGCUUCAUGACCGUCGACUGGGUCGUCGACGGUCGGCGCGAGCGUGUCAAAGUGCAGGAAAAUGAGGCCAAGAUGCGGCGUAUCGCCGAGCACAUGCACGAGCAUAGCUCCGUCGCAUGGCAGGCAUUGACGGCGUUUGUCCAGCGCUUGCCGUGCAGUCAGAGUAUCUUGGCCGUACUGCGUAUGAUGAGUUCAUGGUGCAAUGCGCUGUUUGGACGCAUGCGGACGCCGCUUCUUACUACUGCAGAGAGUGCCGUCGUCGUGCUUGUUGGCGGGCUUAUUGGCAUCAACAUGGCACUCAUCACCGUCGUCGCGGAAUGGGCCUCCGACCUCAAGCAUGGCUACUGCUCAGCGGGCUGGUGGCUCAACAAAAAGUUUUGCUGCUGGGAGCAAAUGGAUCCAGGUGGCCCAGGUGGCGGUGGCCACAAGGGCCUUCAGGCCGUGGCGGCCGCAGCGGCGGCCGCUGCCGCCAAUGUAACAACAACAACAACAGCACUCGUGUCCCGAAACAAUAGCACCGAUCCCGUCGUACAGGAUACUUGCCCCGAAUGGAUCGAGUGGGCAGAGUGGACGCUGCCUUCAUGGUGUUCAUACAUCUUGAUCUCGGCCCUGCUGGCUUGUGCGAGCGCCGUGCUUGUGCGAAGCUAUGCGCCGUACGCCGCUGGCAGCGGCAUCAGCGAAAUCAAAUGUGUGCUUUCUGGCUUUACAAUUCGCGGCUUCCUUAGUGCUCGGACACUAGCCAUCAAAAGCUUGGGUCUGCCCCUAGCCAUUGCUUCCGGUCUCAGCGUCGGUAAGGAAGGACCCGCCGUGCAUGUCGCCUGCUGUAUCGGGAAUACGAUCGCUCAUGCGCUGCGAUGGCUCGUGCCUAGUCAUGCGAAGCUGCGUGAGCUGCUCACGGCAUCGAGUGCAGCCGGCGUCGCCGUGGCGUUCGGAUCACCGGUAGGCGGCGUGCUCUUCGCACUCGAAGAAAUGACUUCGCACUUUCCGCCUCAUACCAUGUGGCGCACAUUUCUUUGUGCGUUGGCCAGCACCGUCGUACUUUCGUUCAUGAACCCGUACCGCACCGGCAAAUUAGUGCUCUUCCAGGUGGAAUACAAUGAUACUUGGCACUAUUUUGAAAUUGUGAGUUUUGUGCUUCUCGGUGUGUUUGGUGGCCUCUACGGCGAAUAUGUCGUGCGCUUCCAUCUACAGGUGCAGCGCUUCCGACGCAAGUACUUAUCGCACCUUGGCGUACAAGAGGCUAUUCUGCUCGCUGUCAUCACAGCCAUGAUCAGUUUUUUCAACCGAUUCAUGCGCAUCGAAAUGACCGAGAUGCUAGAGAUGCUCUUCCAGAAAUGCGAGGGCGCAAGUGACGAUGACGUACUUUGUCAGUCGCGCACGCAAUGGUCCAUGUUCACGUCCCUCUUAUUCGCGACGGUGCUCCGCUUUGUGCUUGUGAUCUUGUCGUACGGUUGCAAAGUGCCGGCCGGCAUCUUUAUUCCAUCUAUGGCUGUUGGCGCAACGUUUGGUCGCAUGGUUGGUAUUCUUGUCAAAGCUGUGCAAAUGGCAUUCCCGUCGCUCUCCAUUUUCUCAUCAUGUCCAGCAGACAGGCCAUGCAUUGUGCCUGGCACGUACGCAAUGCUCGGUGCCGCUGCUGGCCUUGCUGGCGUCACUCGUAUCACGGUCGCCGUCGUGGUCAUUAUGUUUGAACUGACAGGCGCCCUCACGUACAUUUUGCCCAUCAUGCUCGUCGUCAGUACAUCCAAACUCGUGGCCGACAUGUUUGGUACUGGCGGCAUCUCGGACCAAUCCAUCAAGUUCAAUGGCUACCCAUUUCUUAAUAUCGAUGACCACGUGUACGGCGUGACGGUUGAAGAAUGCCUCAAAGGCAUCCCUGACGUGCUGUAUGCUAGCGGCAUGCCGCUGCAUCAAGUUGAGGCAUACCUCGGUCGCUGCACGUACCGUGGCUUCCCUGUCGUCCGCAGCUCCGACGACUAUGCCCUCAAAGGCUACAUGGAGCGCCAGCACCUACAGCAAGCAAUUGACCGUGCACAUGCAUCGCGAACACUGCACCCUGAUACCCUGUGCCUCUUUGAGCCACAGAGCACCGCAGUAUAUGCACUGGCUACGUCACAGGAAGCACCGCCUAGGCAUGCUCCUGGACCUGUCGAAAGCAUGUCGGAAGAGGCCAUGGAGCUCCGUGAGGAGCCCUUGCAACUGGGCGAAUGGGUCGAUCCGGCGCCACUCAUUGUACAGCCACAAAUGGACCUUGAGGUCGUGGCGGAUAUGUUUAAGCGGCUAGGCCCGCGUGUCGUGCUCGCAUGUCGCAGUGGUCAGCUGGUGGGCAUUGUUACGAUCAAGGAUCUGCUUCGGCACAUGGCUCUCCAUGAGCAAUCUUAUGUCUCACUCGACGCAGCAUCGGGUGCUGAAUUCUCCGUGGGACAAGGCGAGCUCAGUGACCUGCUCGAGGCAGUAUGGUUGUGGGUGUGUGGUUUGUGCAGUCGCACGCCUUGGCUAAGACGCUUCGUCGCAGCAGAGAGCAUCUCGACCGAGUCUGUACCCCUCUCCGAGGUAUCUACAACCCUGUACGAAAACGAAUCAUAG
Malassezia restricta is the source of this 2601-nucleotide messenger RNA. Its product is annotated as chloride channel 3/4/5. The coding region runs from base 1 to 2601 and encodes 866 amino acids. The transcript has a single exon. Lineage: Eukaryota; Fungi; Basidiomycota; Malasseziomycetes; Malasseziales; Malasseziaceae. Gene Ontology annotation, biological process: chloride transport; transmembrane transport; intracellular copper ion homeostasis. Gene Ontology annotation, molecular function: voltage-gated chloride channel activity. Gene Ontology annotation, cellular component: endoplasmic reticulum; early endosome; Golgi apparatus. The record is from RefSeq and is a predicted model, not a curated record.